Messenger RNA from Bombyx mori (domestic silkworm), 1675 nucleotides. RefSeq names its product aldo-keto reductase AKR2E4-like. Gene Ontology annotation, cellular component: cytosol. Gene Ontology annotation, molecular function: aldose reductase (NADPH) activity. The record is from RefSeq and is a predicted model, not a curated record. The coding region runs from base 524 to 1543 and encodes 339 amino acids. The transcript is spliced from 7 exons. NCBI's taxonomy places the organism in Eukaryota, Metazoa, Arthropoda, Insecta, Lepidoptera, Bombycidae.
CUUUGUUAAUAUUUUUUAUAGUGUAGUCUUGGCGAAAUUUGUAUAAAAUACAAUCAUAAUAGUGUACAAACUCACAAAUCCAGUUAAUUAUAGUCGAAUUUCGACUACUGCGGGACCUCUGGUACAAAUAAAUUAAUAAUGUUGUUGCUGUAAAAAAAUAUUUAAUUAAAUAAACGUAAUACAAAAGGCUUUAAUAACAAAAAUUACUUUAAUUACAAAAUGUAAAUGACAAACAUAACAUACUUUUCUUUGCAUAUUAAAUAAUAUGUCGUUGGUUAUGUUAGGUUGUAGUGAUGCCCUCAUGGUCCCCCAACGACAUGGUCAUUGUGGAUUCAGUGUACCUUUCCCUUCUUUGAAAUUGUAAAUGUUAGUUGAAUGCACAUUACCCAAACGAGGAGGCAAAUGGGCACAUUUACCGGAAAAUGUGUACAUUUGCCGCAAUAUCUACUUUUACCGUAACAUAUACAUAUACAUACAAAUCCUUUGCUUUAUUAUAACGGGAUCUUAUUGAUCGAGCGGCAAUAUGGUCAUUCCAUUCGCAAUGGGCAAGUGGGCCGGUUUCUUGUUUUGCCUGAGCGCGCUGUGUUUUACUAGCGCUGAACUGAUCGUGCCGACAUUACAACUGAGUAGUGGUGGGAACAUACCAGUGGUAGCACUCGGAACAUGGCUGGGACAUCGACCUAAAGGAAAAGUAGUUCAAGUAACCAAUGACACAGAGCAAGCUGUCAUAUACGCGUUGGAAGCUGGAUACACACACAUAGACACCGCGUACAAAUAUGGAAUCGAGGACCAAGUGGGAAGGGCCCUGACCAAGAAAUUCUCAGAAGGACUAAAAAGAGAAUCUAUCUUUAUAACUACCAAGCUCUGGAAUUCCUACCACGAGAGAGAGCAAGUGAUCCCAGCGCUGAGGAAGUCCCUUGAAAAUCUCAACCUGGAAUACGUCGAUCUGUAUUUGAUUCACUGGCCCAUAGCUAUGUUUGAGAACGAUACCUUACUCGACAACGUGGACUUUCUGGACACGUGGCGGGGUAUGAUCGACGCCAAGAAGCUCGGCCUGACCAAAUCCAUAGGCAUCUCCAACUUUAACCAAGAACAAAUCCAGAGGAUCAUCGACAGCGGACUGGAGAAACCUUCGGCUUUGCAGAUCGAGUUAAACCUCAACCUGCAACAACCAGAGCUCUUCAAGUUCUGCCGCGAAAACGACAUAGUGGUGAUGGCGUACACUCCCUUCGGGUCGCUGUUCCCGAGCAAGGCUCAACCAGACGCUCCUCCGCCGAGGAUUGACGAUGAACGCCUCGUCAGUAUCGCCCAGAAAUACAACAAAACUGUCCCGCAAGUUGCUCUUCGCUUUCUGAUCGAGUUAGGAGCCGUCGUUCUACCCAAGUCGGUGCAUAAGGAGAGGAUCGAGCAGAACAUACAGCUGUUCGACUUCAGUCUGACUCCUGAGGAGUUCAACCUGCUGAAAAGCUUUGACACCGGCUACAGGACCUUGCCACAGACCAAAUGGAGCAAACAUCCUGACUACCCGUUCCAGUUAGCAUGAUAUACAAAGCAUUUUUUUUUCAAGAAUCGCUAAACGAGUAUUUGUUUUCAGUUCUAGUUUAGAGUUCCACAUGAUAGAAUUAAUGACAAAAAGACGUUGUUGUGUUAAUAAAUAAAAAAUCACAAAAAAAAA